Molecule: messenger RNA, 3339 nt
Organism: Penicillium pulvis
Lineage: Eukaryota; Fungi; Ascomycota; Eurotiomycetes; Eurotiales; Aspergillaceae
Exons: 5
Coding region: 1-3339 (1112 amino acids)
Biological process (GO): nucleosome organization; regulation of transcription by RNA polymerase II
Cellular component (GO): nucleus; chromatin
Molecular function (GO): ATP binding; ATP-dependent chromatin remodeler activity; histone binding
Source: RefSeq, a predicted model, not a curated record
AUGGCACCAGCCGCCACUGAUUCUCCGCCUCAGGCGGACACACCAAUGACUGACGCUAACGAUGAUGUUGUUCCAUCGAUUCCCGUGGACGCGCCGAGCUAUCAAGCUACCCCUGAAUAUACGGACUCGGAGACCAACCCCAACACCACAGCGAGCAGCGUCGCAGGCGAUGCCGCUCUAGGAGAUGGACGACGACGCCGGUCAGAAGCUACACAACUGAGAAAGAGUAUCUUGGGCAAGAAGCAAAGCCGUCUGGACGAAACCAAGGAGGAUGAUUCUAUUCGUCGAUUUCGAUACCUGCUGGGCCUCACCGACCUGUUCCGCCACUUCAUCGAGACCAACCCUAACCCGCGGAUCAAGGAAAUUAUGGCUGAAAUCGAUCGCCAAAAUGCAGAAUCUGAGGAAAGAGCACGCAAGGGAUCUUCGCGCUCCGGAGGUGCAGGUGGAGAUCGACGUCGCCGAACCGAGCAGGAGGAAGAUGCAGAGUUGUUACAGGAUGAAAAGAGUGGCGGGGAGACCACCACUGUGUUCCGAGAGUCGCCAGCUUUUGUCCACGGUGAACUCCGCGACUACCAGAUUGCCGGUUUGAACUGGCUGGUUUCCCUCCACGAAAACGGUAUCUCUGGUAUCCUGGCCGACGAGAUGGGACUGGGCAAGACUUUGCAGACUAUCUCCUUCCUGGGCUAUCUACGCUACGUUGCUGGAAUUUCUGGCCCGCAUUUAGUCGCCGUUCCAAAAUCCACACUCGAUAAUUGGAAACGAGAGUUUGCCAGGUGGACCCCCGAAAUUGAUGUCGUGGUUCUCCAGGGUGACAAGGAAGAGCGACAACGUCUUAUCAACGACCGCCUUGUCAAUGAGAACUUUGACGUAUGUAUCACCAGUUACGAGAUGAUCCUCCGCGAGAAGUCGCAUCUUAAGAAGUUUGCCUGGGAGUACAUUAUCAUCGACGAGGCCCACCGCAUCAAGAACGAGGAGUCUUCCCUGUCUCAAAUUAUCCGUCUAUUCAACUCCCGCAACCGACUGCUGAUCACCGGUACUCCGUUGCAAAACAACCUCCACGAGCUGUGGGCACUACUCAAUUUCUUGCUGCCGGAUGUUUUUGGUGACUCCGAUGCUUUUGACCAGUGGUUCUCCAACCAGGAAUCCGAUCAGGAUACUGUUGUACAGCAACUUCACCGCGUCCUUCGUCCUUUCCUACUUCGACGUGUGAAGAGCGAUGUUGAGAAGAGCCUGCUACCCAAGCAGGAAAUGAAUCUUUACGUACCCAUGUCCGAUAUGCAGAUCAAGUGGUACCAGAAGAUUUUGGAGAAAGAUAUCGAUGCUGUCAACGGCGCGGCCGGAAAGCGCGAGUCUAAGACUCGUCUCUUGAAUAUUGUCAUGCAAUUGCGGAAGUGCUGUAACCACCCCUACCUCUUCGAGGGCGCCGAACCCGGGCCUCCCUACACCACCGACGAGCACCUUGUGUUCAAUUCUGGCAAAAUGGCUAUUUUGGAUAAGCUUUUGAAUCGCAUGCAGGCCGAUGGUAGCCGUGUCCUUAUCUUCUCCCAGAUGAGCCGUGUUCUGGAUAUCCUGGAAGAUUACUGCGUGUUUCGUGAGUACAAUUAUUGUCGAAUUGAUGGCACCACAGCCCAUGAGGAUCGCAUCGCUGCAAUCGAUGACUACAACAAACCUGGGUCGGACAAAUUCAUUUUCCUGUUAACUACACGUGCCGGUGGUCUAGGCAUUAACCUGACCACUGCCGACAUUGUGGUACUAUUUGAUAGUGAUUGGAACCCCCAAGCCGAUCUCCAGGCUAUGGACCGUGCGCAUCGAAUUGGACAGACCAAGCAGGUAAAGGUUUUCAGAUUUGUUACGGAGAAUGCGAUCGAGGAAAAGGUCCUUGAACGUGCAGCCCAGAAGUUGCGUUUAGAUCAACUUGUCAUCCAGCAAGGGCGCGCUCAACAACAAUCCAAGAAUGCCGCGUCGAAGGACGACCUACUUGGUAUGAUUCAGCAUGGUGCUGCCAAUGUGUUCGGCCCGCGAAGCACGGGCGACGGCUCCAACGACAUUAGCCAGAAUGACUUCGAAGCUAUUCUUCGAAAGGGCGAGGAGCGAACAGCUCAGCUGAACAAGAAAUAUGAGAAGCUUGGCAUCGAUGACUUGCAGAAAUUCAGUUCCGAGAGCGCGUAUGAAUGGAAUGGUCAGGAUUUCACAGAGCGCAAGAAGGACAUCGGUAUGACCUGGAUCAACCCCGCCAAGCGUGAGCGAAAAGAACAGUUCUACUCGAUCGACAAAUACUACCGUCAAGCCCUAGCUACUGGUGGGCGGACUGCCGACACUAAGCCCAAGGUUCCACGGGCUCCUAAGCAGACCACAGUCCAUGACUGGCAGUUCUUCCCUCCUGGGUUGCAAGAACUGCAGGAGAAAGAAACUGCCUAUUUCCACAAGGAGAUUGGCUACAAGGCUCCCUUACCUGAAGGCCCAGAGGAAGAGCUCAGCGACCGAGAGGCAGAGCGAGAUCUUGAGCAACAAGAGAUCGACAAUUCUCAGCCACUCACCGAGGAAGAAAGAGCGGAAAAGGAUCGCAUGUCGGAGGAUGGCUUUUCUACCUGGAACCGCCGUGAUUUCCAACAGUUUGUCAACGGUUCGGCCAAAUUCGGCCGCACUGACUAUAAGGGUAUCGCUACCGAGGUGGACAGCAAGGAGCCCGAUGAGGUUGAAGAGUAUGCUGAAGUCUUCUGGCGGCGAUACACCGAGAUUCAAGAUUAUCCUAAGUAUCUCAAGGUGAUUGAACAGGGUGAGGAGAAGCUCCGCAAGAUGAACCACCAGCGCAAGAUGCUACGCAAAAAGAUGGAAAUGUAUCGGGUGCCUCUGCAGCAGCUGAAGAUCAACUACACGGUAUCUACAACCAACAAGAAAGUCUAUACCGAGGAGGAGGAUCGCUUCUUGCUCGUGAUGUUGGACAAGUACGGCGUGGAAGGCGAUGGUCUCUACGAUAAGAUUCGCGACGAGGUUCGGGAAUCUCCUCUUUUCCGCUUUGAUUGGUUCUUCCUCAGCCGUACUCCAGUUGAGAUUGGCCGUCGCUGCACUACGCUCCUCAAUACCAUUGCAAAGGAGUUUGAACCCGAGGGAAAGGCCAAUGGGGACGGCAAAGGAGAGGGGAAGGGUCGUGGCCGAGACCGCGACGAGGACGAGGAGAACGAUGACGCGGCAGCUCCUGCAAAGAAGAAGGCUAAGAAUGGCGCCACCACCGCCAAGGCUAAACCUGCUGCUAAGGUCGCUAGCAAGGGUGCCUCUGCCUCCACCUCGCGGGCGGCAAGUGUUUCGAAUGCCCCCAAGUCCAAGACUCGGAAGAGAUAA